Molecule: messenger RNA, 2780 nt
Organism: Daktulosphaira vitifoliae (grape phylloxera)
Lineage: Eukaryota; Metazoa; Arthropoda; Insecta; Hemiptera; Phylloxeridae
Exons: 5
Coding region: 292-2274 (660 amino acids)
Source: RefSeq, a predicted model, not a curated record
GAUAAAAUAGUAAUUGUGAACAUGAGUUGUCAAUGAAAUUCUGAGUCUAGACGGAAUAGUAAUCCGAUAAGGCCUUAUGUUACACGAUUCUCUACAAAAAUCCUUUUUACCUUCUGUGAGUUAUUUCAAAAUUCAAUUUUAGAUAUUUAUAAGUGAUAAAUUAUUAUUGUAUUUAUUUUUAAAACGUAAUCAUGACCAAGUAAACAUUUAUGAAAUGCAUUAAUUAAAACAACGAUUGUAAGUAAACUUAUUUUGUCUGACUUAAAUCAUUCUCAUUACAAAUGAUUAGUUAUGGCUGAAAAAGAAUGCACACAGAAAAAUACCAGGGAUGUAAUUAAAACUAUGACGUUUAUAUUAUUUUUGACAUUAUUUAUGUUUUAUUGUAUGGGCAAUGAAACGAAAGACGAUUACGAUUGUCGUCAAUUAGAAAAUUCAUCGGUUGCAUUAAAAAAUCAAACUGUAAUACUCGAUGAAAAAGCUUUCAAAAAUGGUUUCACUGUGUGGGAUGACAAUUGCCGCAUUCCUAAUGUCAGUGCUUUCGACGAUUCAGUUAAAAAAUUCGUGAAAAAGGAAAAAUCUCCAAAAUGCUCUUCCCUUCCAUCUGUAACUUCUGUAAUUCUUGAUGUUAAAUCAUGGACGUAUACCCUUAAAAUUAACAAGUUUUACCAAAACAAAGCUGAUUUAAAUAUAUCUUGUUGCUAUUCAUCAAUACACAGAAAAUAUUUAAAAAGCAAACGAUCAUUCAAUGAUGAUGAUCGUUACACAAUAGAGCCUUCUUGUCAUCCAAUUAAGAACUCUGAGAUUAUUCCAAAGACAGUUGAAUUUAUGGUAGUCAAUUGCAAAAUACGCUCAUUGAAAAAUCCUUCUAAAUCAACCACUCGUAGGAAUAUUCAUGCAAUGGUCAUUGACAAACAACUGAACCGAUUUUCAAAUUUGAAUGGUACAAGUAAACCCAGUGUAUUAAUCAUCGCAAUCGAUUCUCUUUCCCGACUGAAUCUUAUACGAUCUAUGCCUAAAACCUAUGAAGUACUUGAAAACAAUGGAUUUUUAUCUCUUGAGGGAUACACUAAAGUGGCAGAUAAUACAUUUCCAAAUGUUAUACCUAUUUUAUCUGGUAUGUUUGUUGAACAAAUGAUUAAAACAUGCUGGAAGUCUCCCAAAAUCGAAAUGGAUCAGUGUCCAUUUCUUUGGAAAAAUUUUAAAGAAUCAGGUUAUGUUACAACUUACGUAGAAGACCAAUCCGGUAUGUCAACUUAUAAUUAUAAUAAAUAUGGUUUUCGGAACGCACCCACUGAUUAUUACUUGAGGCCAUUUAUGGUAGCUUCUGAAAAACUACUUCCGAUAACUAAAUUCAACGCUAUGAAUUUUUGCGUGGGAUCUACUCCCAUCGCUGAACAUAUAUACCAUUACAUUGAGGAUUUUGUCAGUCUGCACAAGGAUCAUGGGUAUUUUGCCGUUUUUUGGCUUAACACAUUCAGUCACAAUGAUGUCAAUGCACCGUCAUCAAUGGACCAGAAAACGGCCGAAAUGUUGACAAAACUGUUGACUCGUAAUCAGCUGAACAACGCAGUGACUUUUUUAUUAAGUGAUCAUGGUAUGCGAUUCGGUGAAAUAUUGGAAACUUACGUCGGGUGGCUUGAGGAGCGAAUGCCGGCUUUGUAUAUGCGACUACCUCCUGGGUACACAGCUAAAUAUCCAGAAAGACGUCAAAAUUUUCUAGUCAAUAAAAAUCGAUUGACAUCGCCAUUCGAUUUACAUCUUACUUUAAAAAAUUUUUUGUCCGAAGAUGAACCGUUAACGGCCAUUGGCUGUAUCACGUGCCAUAGUCUUUUACGUCCAGUAAGCGUUAAUAGGACCUGCGAACUAGCUGGUAUCGAAUCGCAUUGGUGUACUUGUGAUGCUUAUGAAGAGCUUGACAAUAAUAGCUCCGUCUCCAUGACCAUUAGUCAACAUGUUGUGACUGAAUUGAACGCACGCACUAUUAAAUAUAAAAUGAACAUUAAGAAAGGUUUUAUGUGUUCGAAAUUAAAGCUCCAUAGUCUGAUAUCAAUUAGACAUAAGGUGAAUCGACCGAGUGAAUAUUUAGUGGUUUUAGAAACAUUGCCUGGACAUGGUAAAUUUUCAGUCACUGUAAAAAAAAUUAACGACACACAUUUUGGCGUUCCUGGCGACGUAAGCCGUAUAAACAUGUACGGAUCUCAAAGCUCCUGUACUACUGACUGGAAUUUAAUAAAAAUUUGUUACUGUGUCAGGAUCAAUGAAUUGAAGCCAUAAAUUAAAAAGUUUAAAUAUCGGUAAUAAUGGAAAACUAUUGAUUUUGAUUUUUAUAUUUAAUAUACAUAUUGUCAUUAAAAGUUUCUAUAAUUUAAAAAUUAAGUUCUUACGUUUUAGCUUUAUAGCAGUUUUUUGGCGAAAAAAAUGCAACUUCCAUAAAAUAUAAUACUUUACUAGUAAUUUUAUAAGUUAUAUGAUUCAAAAAAAGUACAAAUAAUCAAGUAAUGACAUGUGUUCCUGUAAGGGGUUUAAAUGUGUUUUUUUUUACUUAUGUAUUAAUAAUCUAGUUAUACUAAAUAUAUUUUUAUCACUUUGUCAUGCUGCAUUAGAAUUUUUUUUCUCAAAUAAUAGUUGUUUAUUGAUUAUCCAAUCAUAAAAACACAUAAGAAUAUUUUGGAAUUUUAUGAUGGUUAUAUAUUUUGUAGUAAGUAUUAUGGAGCUUGUUUUAAUAAGUUUGUUUAUGAAAGCUUGGAUUAGAAAUUAAUUUUUUUAGUAUUAACUACGAU